Saccharomyces cerevisiae S288C is the source of this 1269-nucleotide messenger RNA. It is a transcript of the gene ZRT2, whose product is annotated as low-affinity Zn(2+) transporter ZRT2. The coding region runs from base 1 to 1269 and encodes 422 amino acids. Gene Ontology annotation, molecular function: monoatomic cation transmembrane transporter activity; metal ion transmembrane transporter activity; zinc ion transmembrane transporter activity. NCBI's taxonomy places the organism in Eukaryota, Fungi, Ascomycota, Saccharomycetes, Saccharomycetales, Saccharomycetaceae. Gene Ontology annotation, cellular component: membrane; plasma membrane. The record is from RefSeq and is marked reviewed. Gene Ontology annotation, biological process: zinc ion transmembrane transport; metal ion transport; transmembrane transport. The transcript has a single exon.
AUGGUUGAUCUUAUAGCGAGGGAUGACUCCGUAGAUACUUGCCAAGCUUCUAACGGCUACAAUGGGCACGCAGGUCUUAGAAUUCUGGCAGUAUUCAUUAUACUGAUAUCGUCAGGAUUGGGAGUUUAUUUCCCAAUUUUGUCAUCACGGUAUUCGUUUAUAAGGCUACCAAAUUGGUGCUUUUUCAUAGCGAAGUUCUUCGGUUCUGGUGUCAUUGUUGCCACAGCGUUCGUUCAUCUUCUACAGCCCGCAGCCGAAGCUCUGGGAGAUGAAUGUCUUGGUGGCACAUUUGCCGAAUAUCCAUGGGCUUUUGGGAUCUGUUUAAUGUCGCUUUUCUUACUUUUCUUCACUGAAAUCAUCACGCAUUAUUUUGUAGCGAAAACGCUGGGACACGAUCAUGGGGACCAUGGGGAAGUUACCAGUAUUGAUGUUGAUGCUCCCAGUUCGGGAUUUGUCAUCAGAAAUAUGGACUCGGAUCCUGUAUCUUUCAAUAACGAAGCUGCCUACUCCAUCCAUAAUGACAAAACUCCGUACACUACUAGAAAUGAAGAGAUUGUCGCUACUCCUAUAAAGGAAAAAGAACCCGGCUCAAAUGUUACUAAUUAUGAUCUGGAACCGGGAAAAACAGAGUCACUAGCUAAUGAACUAGUUCCAACCAGUUCCCAUGCGACAAAUCUCGCUUCUGUACCUGGAAAAGAUCAUUAUUCUCACGAAAAUGACCAUCAAGAUGUCUCCCAGUUGGCCACACGUAUCGAGGAGGAAGAUAAAGAGCAGUAUCUCAAUCAGAUACUAGCUGUUUUUAUUCUAGAAUUUGGCAUCAUCUUUCACUCUGUAUUUGUGGGUCUUUCGCUAUCUGUCGCGGGUGAAGAAUUCGAAACCUUAUUUAUCGUUUUAACUUUCCACCAAAUGUUCGAAGGUUUGGGUCUAGGCACAAGAGUUGCCGAAACGAAUUGGCCAGAAAGUAAGAAGUACAUGCCUUGGUUAAUGGGAUUAGCCUUCACUUUAACGUCACCCAUAGCAGUCGCGGUAGGUAUUGGUGUCAGACACUCUUGGAUACCUGGCUCUAGAAGAGCAUUAAUUGCUAAUGGUGUUUUUGACUCGAUAUCAUCAGGAAUUCUUAUUUAUACUGGACUAGUCGAAUUAAUGGCUCAUGAAUUCUUAUACUCUAAUCAAUUCAAAGGACCUGAUGGCCUCAAAAAAAUGCUUAGUGCAUAUCUCAUCAUGUGUUGUGGAGCUGCUUUAAUGGCUCUUCUAGGGAAAUGGGCAUAG